CGCGGUCUGAUACUCCGCACGAGUCACCACGCAUCCGGGCGCCUGUGCCACAUCUGUUGCCAAGAAAAAGCAGCGUUUCGCGCGAGCGGAAAAAUCACGCCACGAGAACGAAGAAAUUCGUCAAGCUGGCGCCGUUCAAGCUCCGUUUUUCGAAGAUGCUGAAAUCGCGCAGUUCCGGCGAUAGUCGCAGCAACAGCGUGGAAUCCGAGGAACAGCAACGGCAAAUUAAUCAGUCGUUGCCGUCGGGUACAGACGAGUUUGCGGAUGCACCCCAGGUGGAAACGGACAAGAAUUGUUUGUCGGUUAAAAAUGAGCAGGCGAUCCCCAGCUCGCCUCCGCCCUCGUACGAGCACGUUCUCGAAGAGACACGAAUGGAGUCAUCGGCCAUCGCACUACGAGAAGCAAAGGAGGGAGACAAGGAGAAGCAGGUUUCCAGUAACGAAAAGAACACGGCGGUCGCCGAAGCCGGUGAUGGGGGUGACGACGGCAGUGGUGGUCCCGGGGGUGGGGACAGGAAAGCAGCCAAGGGACCGAAGAUACUUCAUAAAUCGAGCAAAGAGUUUUACAAGGCGAUGGCGAAGCAGUGGGGCAUAACUUGCAAAAUGAGCGAUCACUGUAGAUGUUUGGAUUGCCAGAGCCAUUAUUUCGACUGCGAGGACGAGCAAGAGAAGGGCGCCUGUGAAGGGAGCGACGGUGGCCUCAGCGCCGGCACGCCGAUGUUCAUCUCCGAGGUGAUGCACGGCACCGCCUGCGCCCUCCUGUAAACCGCCGCGUUCUUCCGGUUUCGCUUCUUCCCUCGACGGGGGAAAAGAUGUCUACCUGAUUACCACACGCACAAAACGGGAAUCGGCGCCUAAAGAACGACGGGGGGGGGGGGGAGCUUCACGCAUUUAUAUUCUGUACAAGAAUACGCAAUGUCGGUGAGAGAGGCAUCUGCGCAUAUCUCAACGUAAGAGAAAGAAUGAAGCUACUACUCACGCGCGCGAUGAAAUAUAAGGGCCUCAUACGUUUUCGGCGUACAAAGGUGCGAAAUAAAUUAUUUUGAGAUUAGACUACUAAAACUGUGCACACCGCAGAGGGAGAGGGAGAGAGAGAGAGAGAGAGAGCACAUCUAAAGACAACCAGAAUAUAAUUGCGCUGCUCUUAUGCGAAGAGGAAAUACAAGAGACAGAUUCUUGAUUUUUCUUUGUAUAGGAGUUGUCCAUUUAUCGGACAUAAAGUAAGGUAGAAAGAGAUACAUUUGAACGAUACAACAAUUUAGAACAAUUUGAAUAUCACGUGUAACUCCAAUAAAAGAUUUUCAGCAUCUUUUUACGCUUUUGAAUAAACUCUUUUAAGAACCUAAAGAACACUGAAAAUUUUCCGUAUAUUCAAAUUGUAUAAAUAUGGCCUAACAUUCAAAUGUAUCCUCGUUUCUCUUACAGACUUAUUUUCUCAGCAUUCGAUGUAAUAUGUGUCGUACUACAUUGCAAAGAGCCGUGUUGACUGGCGCAAUAUUUGCAAAGUCAUUUUGCAACAACUUUGCGACGCGAGUCGAUUAUCCUUAUCGUGACCGGCGCUUAAAAGACUAAAUAACGUAGAGAAUCGUUGAACGUGCGCUUUAUUACUGUCAAUUGCAUUGCACUCGUUCCAAUUGGAAUUUUACGAUAGAGUGACAGAGUUACAUGAAGAAACGGAUAAAAUGCCUGAUUUUGAUUAUUCAACUUUCAUUUUCAACCUCAUUUAUUCGAAACACAAAUUGAUUACAAGAUUUUCUCAUUAAUUUUUACAAUAUAUUAAUAUUUCUCUUUUGAAUUUAAAAUAUGAAGAAAUAGAAUGAUAUUUAAAUUCUUAGCUUCAUUUAUCUACUGGCAUUUGCUUUAACAUAUUAUAUGAAGAAAGAGAAAAUCCAUACCAGAGUAUGAAAAAUCUAAUAAAAUCCGCGUAUAUGCGCGCAGAGAAUCAGUGUUAUUCCAUUAUUCACAUUAUUGGAUGGGACGCGGGCUUUACAUACUCUUCCGUAAAAAUUCGAACAACAAAGAUCGUCUUGAAAUCCUUGAAAGCCGAUCCACGUAUUCAAAAUACAUCCGUAUUUGCGAGAAUCCAUUAUCCUCGUUGCGUCCAACAUAACAGUAAUUACAUUUACAAUUGUGAAUGAGUAUGAAUUAUUUCAUGUGAACGUUAAACUUGCAUCGAAGAUGACAGGAAAACCGAAACCGUAUACAAUUUGUAACAAUCGGCCUAUUUCCAAUCAGCCGUUUUCCAACGUGAAAUUACUUGUCCAUUGCAGCGAUGGAUCUUUCGAGCUUAUACAUUUUGAACUUUGUAAUUUCAUUGCAAGGUAUUUUUGGUAUUAUGUACUAGUGCGUCGUACAUAUCAAGAUUCUAACUUGUACUAUGCGAAUGCGCCGACUAGUCGUCAAAUUUAGAUCAUUAUCAGAUAGAACAAGACUCUUUUUCGUAUUAUUUACGCGUGUAAAAAGAAAAUAAUGAAUAAGUACUCGCGCGCAAAAAGGACUCCAAUCCUUCGUAAAGUUCUUCUAAAAGGAACGAGUGUCGAGAAGCGCAAAGGUCCCCCAGUUUUCUAUCGGGGAGAAGAGUAGAUAUAAAUAACUAACGAUGUUAAGAGUAGUGAUUUUCCGUGAAGAUACGUUCGAAGAAAUCGAAACUCAUGAAACACAUGAAAGUAUUUUAGAUGAGAUCGUCGAAACCCGCCAACACGGCGACGUUCUAAUCACGGGCCCUUGGAGGGCUUUGGUAGUGAAAACAGCGAACCAGAGAGAAGAAUUCCAGCGAAACAUAAUACAGUACCUGCCUACACUUGUUUUUACGAGAAUCAUUUCUUUUAUAUCUCGCAGCGCGGAAAGGAGACAACUGUAAGCAGACUACACGAUGUAUUGCCGUACUUCCUUUUAUACAGAAUGUCCCCGAAAAUACUUAUACUUCGACCGCAAUUUCCUCUAAGAUAUUCAAGCGUAAAAUCAUGAGAAGUCUUCUAAGGAGAUCCCGUUAUCUUUUCGAGAUUAAAAAAAUAAAUAAAUAAAUCGCUUGUAUUUAAAUUUUUAGUUCUAUUAUCUAGCAAUGUUGUACAUAUUGUGAUUGUUUAUUCUUUACAGUUGAUUUGAAAAAAAAUUAAUUAGUUGUGAAGGAAAUUACGAAAUGUUGGGAUAUCUAAAAAGACCCCACAAAAGUAUUUAAAAAAUUAAUAAUAUGUUAUCCCAUUUCUUUUUAAUUUUUAAUAUUUUUUAUUGAAUUUCAAUUUUUUAUUUUUAUUCUUUUUUGUAAGAUGUUCCCUAACAAAAUGCAGUACCCCGCUCUAUUUAAAUUAUAUUCUAACUCGUCGUCUUUGACUUUUUUGUUCAAUCUACUUGAAUUUCUUUUCUUAUUUAUCUCCUUUGUCUCAGAAAAUAAAUACCAUUAUCCUGUUUGAGAUGUUGCUCGCCCCGUAUAUGGCUUUGAAUCCUAAUUGCUCGAAUCUAUAUGAUUUUGUAUGAUCGGGCUUUGCGGGUCAUCUUUUCUCUUAAUGCCAAAUAAUCGCACAUUUCACAGCUGAAAUGUGAAUUUCGGCUCUUCUGAUAUAAAUCAUCCCUUUAUUUACGCCUGAAUUAGUUUUUUCCUCGUCAGUAUGAUCCGUUGUACAUACUUUUACGAGAAUAUGCUCGUCCUAGGAACAAAAAUUUUUACGCGAAUUAUGUUUGCGUGAAUUAUUUUUCUAGUACAGACGCGGAUGUUUUUCUGAUGAGCCAUUUCUUCAUUUAGGAAAUUGAAACGCGAGCGUCACCGGACAUUCGUACAUAUUCGCACAUUGUGCGUCUGCUCGUUUGUAGUAUAGUAUACGUAUCUCUUGUAUGUCUGUGGUGUCUGUAUGAGACAGAGACAAAUUAGAAAAUAAUAACUGAAGAAUAUCUGUGCGAUCUCUGGAACGCAAAGAGAAUAUUAACGGAUCGAUUAGAUCGCGAGGAAGGACGGCGAAGUGACUGGUUAGCGUUACGAUCGGUGCUUCCGAUUAGCCUUAUUAUCGAACAAAAUUACUCGCAUUGUCGUGCGAAAUACGUUGUAGUUUUAUCGAGUCGCUAAUUACUCCUUUAAUUUUAACAUGUUAUCGUUUAUCUUAUACAUGUAUUCUGAAGGUAUAAUAAAUGAAGAAGCGGCACGAUAAUUUGAAGCACUAAGAAUGACGAACUACGAGAAAGUGUAAAUAAAUUUUUUUAAAAUUUUAUUUACGAAACUAUUAGUCGGACCACUUCGGAAUUUAUUUUUAUUUAGCAAGAACUUUUGCGAAUAGAUUAUAUCGAUCUCCCAUUUAAUUUCCAGCAUAAACGAUUUGGCAAUGCUAAGUCGCAUGUUGAUUUAUAAGUGUCACUUAUAUCCUUGUUUCAUUCUCAGUAUUUCAUCUGCCUGUAAAUAUCUCGAAGUGUCAGACAGCGAAUCAGCCUGAGAUAAAUGUUUAUGUAAUCGCUGAUAUUCAACCACGCGAUAGGCAUCGCUCGUAAAUCGUAAAUGAGUCUAGUUGGAGGAAGCGCAUCCUUUGCGUAUCGGACCAUAAACUCUAUAAAUUCGUACUGACAAUUGAAUUCAGUUACGAUAAACCGGUAUACCAUUAGCCUACAGGAAAAUAUGUCAACGAUCGACAUCGUAUGUUAGAAUAGAUCCGUCAAUUAGCUAUAUUUUUCAAACAGAUCUCCAGAAACAGUCGGAGAGAAUGAGCAAAGAAAGGGGAAGCGGCAAGAGUCGACUAAAAUGUCAAUUUGUUUGUAGCGGAUCGUGCAAUUUUUUCAGCAAACGCAUUUCUCAUUCAGGGGAAUACGUCACGAAUUGGGGAACCGUUUCUCGCAUUAAAUCGGUGCUUCGCAGCCUAAAUAAAAAAAAAACGACAUUGUAAGAUCUAGUCGACGUGUGUAUACAAAAUAACUAUUCUGUGUAUGUAUGGUAUAGAGAAACAUGUGUAAUACGGCAGAAAUUGUUGUAUAGAAAAUAUUGACUGUAAAACUCGAUGUAUUCUAACAAACAGCACUAAUAAAACAAGGCCUAAGCGGUACGCGGUGUCUUGUGUUGCGUUAUUUCCAGGGGAUUAAUUUCGAUGAGUCGCAAGACUCAUCGAAAGCCACAUCGCCUGUCGAUGCGCAAUUCCUCGACACCGUGUACGUUCGGCAAUCAAAAUACA
Wasmannia auropunctata (little fire ant) is the source of this 5143-nucleotide messenger RNA. RefSeq lists its product as uncharacterized. The record is from RefSeq and is a predicted model, not a curated record. Bases 156 to 764 code for a protein of 202 amino acids. NCBI's taxonomy places the organism in Eukaryota, Metazoa, Arthropoda, Insecta, Hymenoptera, Formicidae. The transcript is spliced from 4 exons.